AAAUACUUCCUUUGUCCCAUAAGGAGUUGGUGGUGGAGUAAUUCCCAAAAAUGACAAAUGCACACUGUUAUGGGAUGUUACAAAAUAGAAAGAAGUGCACUCUUAUGAGAGGCAAAGAGAGUGUAUAUUAGAGUUAAAAUUUAUUAAGUCUAUAUGAAAAAUAUCAUUUCUUAUGAACACAUGUAUUUUGCGAUUGAGUUCUUGGUGAUUAGUACGUGUUGAUCGGAGUAUUUCUUUACAGGCAAGAUUGAAAUGAAGAAAGGCUUUGAAAUGAAGGUGGUGAUAUGAAAUUGAGAAAGAAUUUUGAAAAAAUUGGGGUUGGUGUCAUGAAACUUAUUGCAUCCAAAAUUGGCGUUAAUGAACAUGAUAUAAAAGCUUAACAAUAAUUAUAACAAGCAUUAAUAUCAUAUCGUGAACUAUCAAUUCAAUCUAUUUUCUUAACUGUCUUGUUCUUUUAUGCACAUCAUGAGCACUUAUAUUGUGAGACUGUUUGAUGAGUUAAUCAUCUAAAUCAUUGUGAUUACGCUCAAAUUUGAUUACUAUUGAUGAGGGAUUUAAGGUGUUCUAGUUAAAAAUAAAACAAAAAGUACUGACUUCAAUUUAUCAAAAAAAAAAAAAAGGUAAUGACUUCAAGAUUAAGAUGGAGAAUCUGAUGCAUGGGAGUGUAUGCUAUGUGCAAGUAAGUAAUCAACUAACAUCCCUUUCUUAAAACACAAAACAAAAAAAGUAAUUAACUAAUAUCCACUAAUUAAUCUCCGCAUUAUCCUUAUUACCAAACGUUUUGCAUGAUAACGACAACAUGAAAUUAAAAUAUUACCUCGUCACAAUUAAAAAAUUAUAACAUAAACAAAUGAAACUCUUUUAACUACAUAAAUAAACGAGUUGUAUCCGUUUCGUGCAAACACAACAAAGGCACCGCCGAUAUUCGGUUUUGCAGAGACGCAUAUUCCCGCCAAAAAGGUGAACCCCACACCCCAGCAUUGCGCCACGUGGCCCGGCAGGAUAAUAGCCGCCAACUCCUCUUCCUUACUUGAGAUUUCCGCUGUAAAACUACGCUCGAUCAAAAUUCUACUUUCUUCCUUUCUCUCUAUCAGUAUUUUGCCUUUUCGACUUCUUUUUUUUCUUUCUGCUGAUCACCUGGUUCAAUCCUCAAUUAUUUCUGUGGGAGCAAUCAAUUUACCUUUUCACGAUUGAUUUGUGUUAUUUUCUUACUAAAUUUUGGAUGAAAGUUCUGAAUAUGAUAUACAUACACAAUGAUACAAUACAAUCUGCAGAUUGACAGAUUCAGUCCAAUGGAGAAGCCAGAAACGCUGCCUGACAUGCUUGAUUGGAACAAAAACCUCACCACCGCCACCGCCGCCGUCAAGGACUUCGAUUAUAAGGAGCUGUGCGAAGUGAAGCAAUACUACCCCCAUGGUUACCACGGUGUAGACCGAUCGGGAAGGCCUGUGUACAUCGAGAGAUUGGGGAAGCUCGACGUGGAGGGGCUCAUGAAGAUCACCACACUCGAACGUUAUGUCAAGUACCAAACGCAGCAGUACGAGAAGACUAUCAAAAUCAGGUUCCCUGCCUGCUCUGCCGCUGCAAACAAACACAUUAACAGGAGCAUUGCCAUUCUUGAUGUUCAAGCUGUGAGCUUCAAGAGUUUCACUAGCCCGGUGCAGAAGGUUCUUCUGCAGCUGCGCAAGAUUUUCAACGAAAACUAUCCUGAGACGCUCUCUGAAAUGGUGAUUGUGAAUGCCAGCCCUGGCUUCAAGUUGCUUUGGAACGUCGUCAAGUGCUUCCUCGACCCUCAGACAGUGUCAAAGAUUCAGGUUAUUGGCAGCAAGUAUCAGAGCAAAUUGCUCGAAUUGGUUGAUCCAAGCGAGCUGCCCGAUUUUCUUGGGGGGAGCUGCUGCUGUAUGAGUGAAGGAGGGUGCCUCAACUCAGACAGAGGCCCAUGGAGAGACACAUCUGUGGCUUAAACUGGAGAAUAAUUUAUAAGCUAUGGUUGGCUGGAUUAUGGCUUGAUGAAAUACAAUUGUAAAUAUAUGCAUCAUUAUAUAUAGUCAUUGAUUGAUCUACACAUGUACAUUUACCUUGAGGAUCAACAUAUUUAUAGAUUCAUCAUGUCUUACACUUCAUUGACCUUUCUUGAUAUUAUUGAAGAUUGGUUCAAUAGUUUGUUUUA
Molecule: messenger RNA, 2170 nt
Organism: Salvia miltiorrhiza (redroot sage)
Lineage: Eukaryota; Viridiplantae; Streptophyta; Magnoliopsida; Lamiales; Lamiaceae
Product: phosphatidylinositol/phosphatidylcholine transfer protein SFH1-like
Exons: 6
Coding region: 1254-1964 (236 amino acids)
Source: RefSeq, a predicted model, not a curated record